Messenger RNA from Odontomachus brunneus, 1904 nucleotides. It is a transcript of the gene mTTF, whose product is annotated as transcription termination factor, mitochondrial. Bases 310 to 1815 code for a protein of 501 amino acids. Lineage: Eukaryota; Metazoa; Arthropoda; Insecta; Hymenoptera; Formicidae. Gene Ontology annotation, molecular function: double-stranded DNA binding. The record is from RefSeq and is a predicted model, not a curated record. The transcript has 5 exons. Gene Ontology annotation, cellular component: mitochondrial matrix. Gene Ontology annotation, biological process: regulation of DNA-templated transcription; termination of mitochondrial transcription.
CUAUGAGUGUGCUCUGUUCUUGUUUGUUCCUGAAAGUUGAACAAGGACAGAGGACGCUCAUAGCGCUAAAUAGCGUCUCCCCGAACACGGCCUAUGAAAGGUCUGCAACCAAAAAGAAAGAGAGAGAGCAUUUGAACGCAGUCGUAAAGUUGUGAGAACUAACCUAAAAUAAUCACUAUCAUAACUGUAUUGUGUGUAUGUGAAAUAUUUUAUAUUUUUAGAUAAAUUAUAAAAACAGCAAAUCUUGUCAACUUAUUGUUUGUGGUAUCCAUAAAGAAUAUGUGACAAAGAUAUAUAUUAUAGUAGAAAAUGAUAGUCAGGCAUUUGGCACAUGUACCUAUGUCGUAUCUAUUGAGGACUUCGCUGCAACUCCAGAAACCGCUAUGUUCAGAAAAAUAUUUGUUUCUCGGGAUAUUUGCCUGCCAAAAGAAGCUAUUACACAAAGAUAUAAAAAUAUUUGAUCAUACUUGUGAGAUAACAACUUACAAUGAUUACCGAUUAAAUUACAAGCCUGUCAUAAAUAUUGUGAUACAAACUCUUAAAGAGAUACUGAAUAUAUCAACGCACGAGACAAACAGAAUUUUAGCAACAUAUCCGCAGCUUAAGAACAGAUCUAGAAUAAAUAUUCUGAAUAAUUAUUACAACCUGGUAGAAGCUGGUGUACAGCAGAGUGCUAUUAGAAAGAAUAUCUGGUUAUUGGUCCAUAAUGACAUCAAACUCAAAGAAAAACUCAACUGUAUUAGCACUCUUAAUAUGAAUAACGAAGAACUUAUACCAUGGCUACGUUUGACUCAAGAUAAAUUAGUGAAUAAUAUAAACUAUAUCCAGACCGAUCCAAUACCUUAUACAUACAAUAAGAUUGAAUAUCUUGCUUAUAGAUUGGAGUGUAGUAUAGAGGAAUUAUGUAAACUAACAGUACAAAAUCCAUUCAUAUUGAGAAUUCCUAUUCCUUACAUAGACAAAAAAUUGAAUGUAUUGCAUGAAUAUGAUGUGAAUAAUAAAAAUAUAUUGAAGAAUUUAUGGGUACUUCGAUAUAGUGAAAGUCAUAUACGCCAUAAGUGUGAAUUGUACAAAAAUACAAGAAAUCCAGAAAUAUGGGCUACAAGACCACUUAAGGCUGUAACGAGAGUUGUUCAGAAAAAUGAUGCAGGACAAAAUUAUAACAUUAACCAGUAUUUAUUAAAUAAAUUAAAUAUUAAACAAAAAGAUCUGAACAAUUUUACCGCAAAGUGGCCGAAUAUAUUACGAAUAAAUUCAAGAAAAUUAGACAAAAUAAUUACCAUAUUAUAUAAGAAUGGUAUUACUAGCAAUGAAAUAAUCGAAAGUGGAGCACAAAUCUUUUUCUUUAGCCAAGAUACUAUACAGAAACGAGUGGAGAUUUUGAAUGAAAGAAAUAUAUUUAUGAGAAUCUCUGUGCUAAAACUGUCUAACAAAUUGUUUGAACGAUAUAUAGAAAAAGAUGAUACAUCUAAAAAAAGAAAUCAAUUGAUGCAAUAUCAUCAAAAUAACAAGAAAUAUUUGAUGUGUAAAUUAAAUGUCGACAAAAAGACUAUUGCAAAGUUUCUCAAGAAGUGGCCACGCGUCAUAAAAGUAGACAUACUAAAGCUGGAAGAAAUGUUCAACAUGUUGUAUCAAUAUGGUUUUACGAAUAACGAUAUAAUAACACAUGGACAGAUUGUCCAUUAUAAGGUAGAAACUCUUCGCAAGCGAAUAGAAACGUUAAAAGAAGCUGGCAUAAUACCAAAAAUCACUGUAAUAAUGUUCAAUAGACAGGAUUUUGAUCGUUUUAUGAGGUUACACACAAUGGCAAAAUAAUAAUACAUAUAGAACAAAAAUAUAUUGUAUUUAUUUUCUCAAACCUACCUAGUCUUUUAUAGUCGUAUAAAUUUAAAAUAAUUCUCUAC